AUGGAGCAUUUCAAUCCAAGAAGUGUGGAAGAGGUUUUCUUACAAUUCAAGGGCCGAAGGGCUGCUUUACUCAGAGCUCUCACUACGGAUUUUGAUGAAGUUUAUAGGCUGUGUGACCCAGCACUAUCAGAUAAGCAUAAGCUUAGCCUUUAUGGAUAUCCGUGUGAACGAUGGGAAGUGAAUGGUGCAGAAGAAGUUAUGCAUGCUGUUCUUCCUGAACCCCUUAGGGGCAUUAACUUUGCUCGAGAUAGGAUGGAAAAAAGGGAGUGGCUAGCUAUGCUUGCACAUCAUAGUCACCUAUGGCUACUUUCUGUUGCAUUCAAUUUUAGUUCAAGAUUUGGCCAUGACAAAGCUGAUAGGAGUAGGCUUUUCGCUAUGAUAAAUCAACUCCCUACCAUUUUAGAAGUUGUGUCAGGGAAAGCUAAGCAACCACCAAAACUGCUCAAUGAUGACAGCAAGUAUUCAAAGGUAUAUACUAGAAGGAGUGUGGGUGCAGUGCCAACAAAUACACGGGAUGCGAAAAAAGCAGAGCCUUCCGUUUCUGCAUCGGAUAGGGGUGAAGGCUAG
Messenger RNA from Ipomoea triloba (trilobed morning glory), 567 nucleotides. RefSeq names its product PHD finger protein ALFIN-LIKE 9-like. NCBI's taxonomy places the organism in Eukaryota, Viridiplantae, Streptophyta, Magnoliopsida, Solanales, Convolvulaceae. Gene Ontology annotation, molecular function: histone binding; transcription cis-regulatory region binding; transcription coregulator activity. Gene Ontology annotation, cellular component: nucleus. The record is from RefSeq and is a predicted model, not a curated record. The coding region runs from base 1 to 567 and encodes 188 amino acids. Gene Ontology annotation, biological process: regulation of DNA-templated transcription. The transcript is spliced from 5 exons.